GGCGCCAAACAUGACUGACAGACAAAGAUAAAUAAACUGAAUUUUAUGUAUUCUGGAAUCUUUACAAGUAUGAUCCCUUUUUUGACAAAAUAGUCAUCGUUUUAAUCAGCAUUCGGAAAAAAGAUGGAACCUGAUGAAUUAGAAUUUAUUGGUGAAAGCUUCACAAUCGGUGUUAUUCCAAACUUCAAUCACGAUCCAAUCUAUUUGAUAUCUGGCGCAAUUGGUCCAUUCAAAGGAGGGUAUCCUGUGCAUAUACCGCUAUGGUUAGCUAUUCAUUUAAGACAACAGCAAAAAUGUCGUAUUGUACCACCAGAAUGGAUGGAUCCAAAAUUACUUGAGGAUUUGAAAGAGGAAGAAAAGCGAACAAGACACUUUACCAAAAUGCCAAGUGAACAUUACAUGGUUGAAGCAAAACUGGUACUCAACACAGCGCCUGAAGAUGUACCGCAGUCUGAUGAAAUAAAAACAUUAGUUAAAGACAUUUGGGACAUCCGAUGCGCUAAGUUGCGCACAACCACCGAUAUGUUUUUGAAGGGCGAAGGCGAGACGGUCAAGUUAGAUAACGUAACACUCGUAGAGUUGCAUACGAUACGACCAUUCCUUACUCACGCUAUGGAUCUUCUGUCAAGGAUACAAGAAUCAAAGAAAGCUGCUGGUGCGAAUUCAUCCCUUGCAAAUCAAUCAAUUAUGACGAACAGUAUGAGUGGUUGGAACUCGAGAAAUUCGCAGUAACAUAAAUUUGUAUCUGUUCUUUGCUGUAACUAACAUUGUGGUGUUAAGAAUGCUAGGUUGUCCAUGUGUAUGCCAAUUUCAAAUAUUUAUUGAUUUUAUAUUUUAUUUGAGAUGAUUUGACUCAUAUGUGGUUUACUUGUAAAUGAUAUUUGAAUCUAUUUAAAGGCCGUAUGUAGAUAAAAUUACACUGUUGAAAAUAUAAAUCAAUCAAUAAAACCGUAUCAUAUUAUGUACACUUAGAAA
Messenger RNA from Wyeomyia smithii (pitcher-plant mosquito), 975 nucleotides. RefSeq names its product probable DNA replication complex GINS protein PSF2 (gene Psf2). The coding region runs from base 124 to 732 and encodes 202 amino acids. Gene Ontology annotation, biological process: double-strand break repair via break-induced replication; DNA replication. The record is from RefSeq and is a predicted model, not a curated record. Gene Ontology annotation, cellular component: nucleus; GINS complex. The transcript has 2 exons. NCBI's taxonomy places the organism in Eukaryota, Metazoa, Arthropoda, Insecta, Diptera, Culicidae.